CACUGAUUUUACGUAGGUACGGGUUCCAGGUUUCUAUUGGAGAGAGUUCGAUGGAACUAUUCCAGAAGACGCGUUUCCUGCCGGUGUAGACAUGUUCAACAGGCCAAUUUAUAUAGGACAAGCCUUGUACAACAACAUGUUAAUUCCCGCAACCAUUUACGAGGACGACAAAACAGCAUACUUCGAGCAUGGUGGAAGGGAACAACAUGGAACAGAAAAUGUUAAGAUCUUUUGUACGGAUGCCCCAGAUCAGUUCGAGUGGAUACGCACGAACACCAAAGACAUCAAGACAAUUCCAAGCAAAUUUUUAUUUAGGGCGGGGUACGAACCGAACAUAUCGACGUAUAUUGGUAGGAUUCGAGCUUAUGGGGAGGUUUUGGUAGGGAAGGUGAAUGCCGAAAGUGGAAGUGAUGGCUUGCGCGUUGUUCGAAAAGGCAAAGCUAAAACAUUCACCACCAACUAUGAUGUGCUCACAUACAAACAACACUCUACUAUUAUUGUGAGGUGACCUUUUAGCCUUAAUACGUAGGUCAACGAGGUCAACUAGUUAUCGUUUAUCCAACUGAUUUUAAAAUAAAGCUUCGUUUAUUUAUUGGGCUUUGUAUUUAAACCACGAAAUUUGAAUCGAUUGUCAUCAUUUAAAAAUUACAAUUUCCAAAAUAUAACUUCCCAUAACAUCAGAUGACACUCUCGAUCCCAAUGAUGUUUCAUUCUCAGUCGCUUUACUGCACCGCGAACCAUGUCCGGAUCUUGCAGUGCUUUAAGCGCCAAAAAUUCGGCCAUGACUCUUCCGACUGCCGUAGUGAACUUCAAUGCGGUUACUGCACAGGUUUCUAUUGGAGAGAGUUCGAUGGGACAAUUCCAGAAGACGCCUUUCCUGCCGGUGUAGACAUGUACGACAGGCCAGUUUAUAUAGGACAAGCCUUGCACAGAGCGACAUGUUAAUUCCAGCAACCAUUUACGAGAACGACAAGACAGCAUACUACGAACACGGUGGGAGGGAACAACAUGGUACAGAAAAUGUUAAGAUCUUUUGUACGGAUGCCCCAGAUCAGUUCGAGUGGAUACGCACGAACACCAAAGACAUCAAGACAAUUCCCAGCAAAUUUUUAUUUAGGGCAGGGUACGAACCGAACGUAUCGACGUAUGUCGGAAGGAUUCGGGCUUUUGGGGAGGUUUUGGUAGGGAAGGUGAAUGCCGAUAGUAGAAGUGAUGGUUUGUACGUUGUCCGAAAAGGAAAUACCAAAAGCUUCACCACUAACUAUGAGGUGCUCGCAUACAAACAACAGCCGGAUCUGCCUACUAUUAUUCUAAGAUGACCUUUUAGCCUUAAUACGUAGAUCAAGGAGGCCAACUAGAUAUCUCCUCUCCAACUUGUUAAACAAUACAGCGCUGUUUAUCUAUUGGCAUUUGUAUUUUAACCAUGAAAUUGAAUGAAUUGAUUUUACACACAUAAAAUAAACUGAAAAAUCCAUCUACAAAAUGCAAUCGGCGAUUGGGUAUCAGUGCUCUAUGGGAACUGUAGAGUUUUGCAAAAUAGAAGGUACAAUCUAAUUAAAUUCUGUUUGAAACGUCAAAGAGGUUAAUUUCUGUCAUGGUUGAAGAAGGGACGAUCUUUUUGGACGAAGUAUUUUUAUUAAUUCUGAUAAGAGGGGAUGAAGGAAGUGGUCCCUGCUCGUCUUGGUUAAGCAGACUCCACCUCCGUGUAAAUAGCAGAAAAUCGCAGCCUCUAAAAACUUCAACAUACCCGAAUGACCGUAGGCGUGCGGAAUUACGCUA
Photinus pyralis (common eastern firefly) is the source of this 1779-nucleotide messenger RNA. RefSeq lists its product as uncharacterized. The transcript has 4 exons. The coding region runs from base 813 to 1319 and encodes 168 amino acids. NCBI's taxonomy places the organism in Eukaryota, Metazoa, Arthropoda, Insecta, Coleoptera, Lampyridae. The record is from RefSeq and is a predicted model, not a curated record.